CCCACUCUUGCUCAAGACUAGAGAUUCUGUGCACAUAAGGAGUACCAGGGUGGAAUCCAAGCAAGUUACACUGGAUAUCUCUAGUAUGGACUGGUGUGAGAUUAACACCAUCCCUGGCUUGGCAAAUGUAGGCAACUCGUGUUUCCUAAAUGCUCUCGUUCAGUCAUUAGCAUCAUGCCCCCUUUUCAUCAACUGGCUGACAUCCAAGCUCAGGGAUCCAUCUCCCCCAUUGGUGACAGCUCUCCAUGACCUUCUGAAAGUGUUAAACAAUGAUGGAGGCCAUGGAGGGGAUGCAUGUGCAGGUGAAGUGAUGCGUGCUCUCAGGACCCAUGGUUGGGUUAUCUCUGCAGAGGAACAAGACACACAUGAACUCUUUCAUGCCCUGACAGCCACCUUGGAUGAAGAACUAGGAAAUGUCCUCACAACACCCUCUCUCCUUGAUGUCUCAUGGAUGGAGGAAAGUGAAACUAACAUAUAUGAGGAAGGUGUUUUGCUCAAGGCUGCAUCAGUGGAGUAUUUGAAUAGAGAUUAUAGCAUCAAGAAGGUGAAUGGUGUAGAGAUGAAUGGAAAUGCAGAUUGUGCUACAAUGGAUAACAGUUACGUGAAAGGUGGCAAAAAUGUGGAUAAAUCAGAUUCCUUUUCCAGUGCAGAUAUGACUGUUGCUGAUCAGAACUGUGAUAAUUUUAGCCUAGGAAGGAAUGAUUCUGCCAAAAAUGGUGCUGUGGUCAAUGCAAAUGGGUCAGAUUCUUAUGUAAGCAAUCCAGGUUGUGAAAAUGAAAGUUGUAAAUAUCAGAACAAUGUAGAUAGUAAGAAUGAUACAGAUAACAUAUAUGUGAAUGGAGAGCAUAGCAAAGGAGACAUACAUAAUGGAAAAACUAAUAGUACCAAAGAGUCUAGUGAAAUAUAUAACCAGAGUUCUCAGAUGGAAGACUGUGCCAACUAUUCUUAUGAGAGUAAUAAGCCUAGUGACAGAAGAAAUAGUGAUGAGCCUGACAGAGAAUCUGUGGCUCCUCCAGCUAUCCCCCGAAGAGAAGAUUUGGAAAAGGCUUCAGUCGACAGGUACUGGAAAACCCGCCCAGAUCAGCAGGAUAGCCCAUUCAGAGGAUAUUUAGCUAGCCAGCUCCAGUGUAUAUUAUGUGGUCAUAAGAAUCCUGCUCAGUGGUCAAGCUUUGAGUCUAUAUCUCUUUCACUGCCAUCUGUACCUUGGGGUGAAGUGACCUUACAGGAACUUUUAGACUGUUAUAUUACCCAAGAAAAAGUUACAGAUGUUACCUGUGACAACUGCACCAAGAAAGCUGGCUGUACAAUCAAGACGUCAUUUACAAAGCAACUUACUAUAGGAAAGCUCCCAGACUGUUUGUGCUUUCACGUAAAACGCACAAUAUGGUUAGAAAAUGGAACCGCCAUUAAAAGACGGGACCACGUCAUUUUCCCAGAGUUCCUGACCAUGGAUCCAUACACCUACACUACCUCUAUUACAGCACAGGUACAACAGGACAGUUUGCGGGAUAGCUCUGAUCACAGCCAUUCCACUUCUGAGAGAAAUGGUGGAUCAAACCUAUCGUCAGAUUGGUCUGCAAAUAAUUAUGAUCACCAAUCUCUUUCCAUCUUGAGUAAACACGCAACCUCCAGUCAACUAGAACCCAGCUCAUUUGUGCAUGUCUCAAGAGUGCGGUGUGAACAGCUGUACAGACUGAAGGCAGUUAUUGUUCAUGUUGGAGAUGUCUUCUGUGGACAUUUUGUGACAUACCGUCGAGGAGCGAUAGGUUCACGCACGAGGAACAGGUGGUUCUACGCAUCAGAUCUCUUAGUGAGGGAAGCAACUUUAGAAGAAGUGAAGAAAGCUCACAUCUACAUGAUACUCUAUGAGAAAGUAACACAGUAACUACUGAUGCACCCAGAAGAGCAUUAUGGUAUAUAUAGAAGUUGGAAGAAGAAAAAAAAAAAGAGAAGACAUUUUACCAACUUUGCUUUGCCUGAAGAAAAUUGAAUGAUGUGAUAUACUACAGGCCGUUAAAGGUCAAACUCUUCAAAGUUCUUCCAGUUUUUUGCUUGGGAUGUUUUUAACAAAUGUGUAUUUUAGCUUUAUUUAUAUAUUACUAGAUCAAUAAGAUUGGCAAUGAUCAAGAAGUAUAUUUAAUUUUAUACUUGCAUA
This is a messenger RNA of Penaeus indicus, 2155 nucleotides long. Its product is annotated as ubiquitin carboxyl-terminal hydrolase 30-like. The record is from RefSeq and is a predicted model, not a curated record. The coding region runs from base 86 to 1885 and encodes 599 amino acids. Gene Ontology annotation, biological process: protein deubiquitination. Gene Ontology annotation, molecular function: cysteine-type deubiquitinase activity. Lineage: Eukaryota; Metazoa; Arthropoda; Malacostraca; Decapoda; Penaeidae. Gene Ontology annotation, cellular component: nucleus; cytosol. The transcript is spliced from 8 exons.